Dothidotthia symphoricarpi CBS 119687 is the source of this 581-nucleotide messenger RNA. RefSeq lists its product as uncharacterized. Gene Ontology annotation, molecular function: proton transmembrane transporter activity. NCBI's taxonomy places the organism in Eukaryota, Fungi, Ascomycota, Dothideomycetes, Pleosporales, Dothidotthiaceae. The coding region runs from base 139 to 417 and encodes 92 amino acids. The transcript is spliced from 3 exons. Gene Ontology annotation, biological process: proton motive force-driven ATP synthesis. The record is from RefSeq and is a predicted model, not a curated record.
CCGACGCCGCCGUCACCCUCGCCCGCAUCUCGCAGAGCGUUGCAUCGCCGUCGUAGACCCGCACCCCGGCCAUUGGACCCCCACGACCGACACAGCCGCUAUCGCACGCCCUCGCACGCCCUCGCACAACCGCUCACCAUGUCCACCUCCGUUGGCGUCAAUGUCCUGCGCUGGUCCGCUCUCGGCUUCGGUGUCUUCUACGGCGCCUACCACCAAAUGUCCAUAUCAGCCCGCGAGAAGCUGCAGGCCGAGACCAAGAAAUACGAUAACCACCAGUCGCUGAUCAGCCAGGCCAAGGCAGAGUGGGCCAAGACACAUCCCUCGGAACAGCCAAAGCCCGCAUCUGGCGCCAAAGCAGACCCCCAAGACCCAAACGCCGACCUGAACACCAUCCUCGGAAUCACCGACGGCAAAUGAACACCCUACGUCCCUUUAUUUGCAUGCAUAUACUACCGCCUCCCGAAGUAGAUGGAGAAGCACUAUAGGUGACGGAAAAGCAGCUGUCCAUGGUGGUGGUGCAGCAUAUCAGCCUCAUGUAUUUUGUACCUUAUGUACAGUAUAGACGGCGGUUGGUCACGAAU